GAGAGGACCAGUUAGUCUGUCAGACUGGUCCGCGGACGCGCAUCGUCCCGACACCAAGACCUCGUAAAACUUUUGUGGUCGGUUAAAAAAUAUCGUAAGCUGAAGUGUGUGUUUUGUGACAAGAUGUGGUGGCAGUUAACUGUUACGUUGGUUAUAGGGCUCUCUUGUGCAGUUUGGUCGCAAGAUGAAAAUGCUGAACCUUCACUCGAUAUAAUGGCCAGAUCUACACCCUACGAAGUUGGAGAAACUAAGGCGAUAUUUUGCAAAUUGAUAAAUUUAGAGGAUGGAGACUGGCUCAAUCCAGCAGGAGAUGUAGUCGGCACACGUAGCGCUAAAAACAAGAGAAUUUUCGUGGAGAAGAAAAAAGAGGUGUCAGGUUUACUGAUGCCCCUCAUCAUCAAUAAGAUGGAGAUCACUGACAGCGGGAACUGGACGUGUAGGUCAGGGGACCUUGCGGAGACCAUCUACAUCUUAGUUGGAAGAAAGGUUGUAAUGAAGGCAAGGGAAACUCAGUACGGCAACGAAGGCAAAACCGCGAGAUUCGACUGUGAGCCGGACGGCUUCCCAGAGCCGGUCGUUCAGUGGUACAAACCUGACCGACAACCUAUUGAAGAGCACGACAAAAAGUAUGUCGUCCACACGAAAGGUCGCAACCGCCAACUUGAGAUAAAGAAUGUUAACCAUAUGGACACUGGCGAGUACGUCUGUAAGGUUACCCAGAAAACUCUCUCCCACUACACCGACAAGACUGUCACUUUCAUUGUUAACCACUCGCCAGUGAUAGUCAACCCGGAAACACAAGAAGAAAACACUGCGUCCACUGAAGAAGUAUUCACGUUAUUAGACAGAGUAAAAAACCUGACAUGUAAUGCAGUUGCGUACCCACUGCCAGAUUUCAAAUGGACCAAACAUAAGAAUGGUUAUGACUAUGAAGAGAUCAAAGAUGAUACAGUAGCGUAUUCCGAGGGCGGCCUGACCUCAGUGCUUCAACUUAGAGUCUUCAACGAAUCAUACCUUGGCCAGUACAAGUGUACAGCGAGUAACACUCAUGGACACAAGUUCAUAAUAUUUGACGUCCGGCUGGGGAACAAACCUAAUCCACCAGAUGUGUUCGCCGUGGUGGAGAGCAAUUCAUCGUCGAUCUCAUUCAACGUGACAUGCUCGUCAUGUCUGCUCGGCCGCCUCGAUCAGGGCUACUCCGACCCGCAGAACCUCGCGGUCACUGGCUAUAAAAUUCAACUUACGAUGAAACCCACGGAAGCUAAGCCGGAUGAUUGGGAUGCAGCUCUCACAUUCUCCUUCGAUAUAGAAGAUGUUGAAGAUACCAUAUUUACGCCAACGAACCUGACUUCGAGCAGUGUAUUCCACGCCCGAGCUUGCUCCGUGAACCAGGCAGGCGAGUCCGAAUGGUUCUACCUCGAAGGCGACGCCGUGACUAGUCUGGGAAUCACCCAAACUCCCGCCUCAAUCCAACAUCUCUACGUCAUUGCCGCUUUCCUUUUUAGUUUAUAUUAUUAAUACGAAAGCUCAAUGUAUUCAUCAUAACAUUCCAAUAUUUAUAUCACUUUACUCAGAAUAAGCGAUAUAAAUUUGUUGUUACCAUCUGUCUUUGAUGGCUUGAGAGGUAUUUUGUUGGGUGAAUUUGUUAUUGUCUUGGGGUUUAUUUUUAGUUUAUAAUGUGUGUAUAUAAAUUGUCUUGAAUUGUUUAUGUAUUUAUAAAAAUUGGUUUUGCCUUGUUCUUGCAAAUGAUGACGGCACGAUUUUGCCGACUUGAUUGUGGCAAGGUCGUUGUGAAUAUAUAACAUUUAUUUAUAUUUAACAAAUUUUUUUGAGAUAUAUAGAGGAAUUCAUGCUCGGCAUACAAUACAUUUCUUUUCCAAUUCUUUGAGAAUUGUUAUUCUUAUACUUACAGAUAAUUUCAGCAAACUGUUGCAGGAGAACAAGAUAUAUAAGACGGACUAAUAUUUUCAAUUACUAUUUUCAUAUCAGUUGUAUUUAUUUCUAUUAUUUCAUUAUUAUUAAUAACUAUCUGCGCCAAGCCGUCAUCAAAGCAAAGUUGUAAAUACCUACUAUGUUUAGAUGCACCCAAAUGCCUUUUCAUAUCUUAACAAUUCAUUGACAUGUAAAAUUGUUAUUCCCAUGAAAAAUCACACUCGUGUUUAGAUAGAUAAAUUGAAAAUAAUUGUCUGUUAUUCAAUUUAGUUAUAUCCCUUUUCUUGGCAGUGUGCAAUUGCAUAUUCCAAUAAUAUUGCUAUGCUAACCAUUAUUAUAUAUACAUAAGAAAUAUAAUAUCCUGAGAAAUAAGAAAGAAGUAUCUGCCAAGAAAAGAGUCUGAACAUUUUAAUAUCCUGAUGUACCAGAAGCCGUAAUGUUAUGAGUAGGUGUUGUUCAAUUGUAUGUGAUAGUAUAGAUAAGAGGAAAGAUCAGAAACUAAGGGCUAACUUGUGUAAGUCUGAAUACUUAAUGUAAUUUAUGAAAAAGAUAAUCAAUUACACUAAUAUCAAACAUCAUUUCAAUUAAAUUAACUAUAUAUAGAUACAGCUUGUCACAUGCUUUAAGAUUAACUUUUUUCUUGUAUUUCAAACGCAAUUUACCUAUUUGUUCAUUGGUUGUAUGUAGUCGCUGAUGUCGAAAUACAAAAACGAGUGAAGACUAACUAAACAUUGGACAAUAUUCAGUUUUCAUUUGUUUCUGUAUUUGAAGAAGAUGACAAACAGGAGAACACACAUACACAGAGUACAGACAUGGGGACUCCUGUAUGGUGUAGAAUGUAGAUAGAUAUAUACUUACUGACAGUUUAAGUAGUUCCACCUUGAAAAAAUAUCAGAAACUACGUUAAAUUCCAUAUCUUGAAAAUAUUGUAAAGAAGAAUACACAAUGUAAAAAAAAAACUAAAGAGAGUUUUGAAUAUAUUUUGCGUCCAUUUUUUAUCUACGCACGUGCAUACACUCAGAAAUAUUUCAACCCGUAAAAAUAUUUAUAAGUGCUUGUUGUUAGUUAAAUUUAAAUUGUAUUAUGGGUAAUUUCGAAGAUACCGAUCUCGAAACAUAACAUUAACAUAGCAUAAACAUUUUGGUAAAUUAAGUUUGAUUAAAUAAAUUAAUAAAGUGAGACUAAAUAUCAAGAAAAACUUCCUAAGAAUUUGCUGAAAAAUUUGAUAGGGCUUAUGCAAGCCAUUUAAUUGAAAGUUUUAUUGCCUUAUUAAUAAAAAAUAUAUUCUUUCAAUAACUUUAUUUGCUACAAUAGCAUAGGUAUCUACAUGUAUGUAACAAGUCAAUAAAAUAAAAAUCAAUAUAGUUUUUAAGCACUUUUCUAUAUAUAUGACAUGAUAACUCAAAAACUACCAAACAGAUUUUUAUGUAAUUUUCAACGAUGGAUAGUGAUAAUAUUAGAAAAGUUUCACGUGAACAGGCAGCGAGCAAAAGCAUAUAUAAAUUAAAACUAUGACAAUAUUUGUGCAGGUGACAUUAUACAAGAAAUUUAUUUGUAACUUCUCAUCUAAUAUUAAGAUUUACAUUUAUUUUCUAAAAUUUAAAAUAUAAUUUUAGGCAUUAGAUUUUAGCAACGGUAGUCAAUGAGUUGUAAUCGUCAAUUUUCUUUACAAUUAUUUACCACAAUACAUGGCAGUCUUUACACUAAUCAGUAAGACUGAUUUUUUUACUUAGAUAACGUUUAGUUAUGCUGUAAUGUUUGUGAGCGUGUUAGCUUUAGAAGCUUGCAUUAUAAUAAAUAUUAUUAUGUACUGUACAGUCAGUACCUACCUAUAUAUUAGAAAUCUGCCUUGAAUUUUAAAGAAUCUUGACUAUAUUCGUGGAUGUUAUUUUUGUUGGGGCACGUCUAAAACGACUCAUUAUAUAUUUGUGUUAUUAAACAUUUUAACACUCAAGGCAAAAUUUGAUCUUCAUAUUUUUAGGCACUGACUAGACAUACAUCUAUGUGCUAAUGUAAAAUAACGAAUGGGGCGCUUGUAUGUAUAUGUAUGAAUAAUAUAUAUCCCAGUUUUGGUAGAUAGUUGUUUUAUGUUAAAAUUUAGGCAAACACCGUUUAAAUCUGGCACAAAGUGUUUAAAGUCGGAGUUGUCAAAAUCGUAAAAUAUUUCAUAUUCUGAAUAUACUGGUUGUUGCGUACCUAUGUUACUCACACUGAUGUUUUAUGGGUCUAAUAAAAUAUUUAUAAAAUUGG
Plodia interpunctella (Indianmeal moth) is the source of this 4182-nucleotide messenger RNA. RefSeq names its product neural cell adhesion molecule 1-like. Bases 124 to 1518 code for a protein of 464 amino acids. NCBI's taxonomy places the organism in Eukaryota, Metazoa, Arthropoda, Insecta, Lepidoptera, Pyralidae. The transcript has 11 exons. The record is from RefSeq and is a predicted model, not a curated record.